This is a messenger RNA of Cuscuta campestris, 1281 nucleotides long. NCBI's taxonomy places the organism in Eukaryota, Viridiplantae, Streptophyta, Magnoliopsida, Solanales, Convolvulaceae. The record is from the annotation of a GenBank genome assembly.
AGAAAUCCGCAAUGAAGGAGGUUGCCAAUCGGAAGUUUGUGCGGAUCUGGGAUGAUGAUCGAUGAUGAUGAUCGAAGACCGGUGAUGAUGAUGGGGUUUUGUCGAUGAUUCUGCAGAAUUGAAGCUGCAAUGAUGCGGUGAUGAUGAAGAAGAAGAAGGAAGACUUGUGAUGAUGAUGGGGUUUUGCAGGUGAUGAUGAUGGGCAGGUGAUGAUUCUGUACGGAUUUGCGGUUAGGACUUAGUUGAAGAAUGAGCACUAGUCUAAGUGGGAAUGAGUACUAUUAAGUUUUAGAAUGUGUAUUAUGUUAUUCGUAAAUGAAUAUUCUACGAAUGGAAAUAGAUCCACCCGAACAAUUUUUUUUUGGAUCGCGAAUGGCAACAGCCCACAGUUACUGGCAUCCAUCUUCAGUCACCGAGGAUCUGACCACUUGGGUUGGCGAUGGGUGAGAUGGCCGGAGCCGGAGCUCACCAACUACUCCUGACGUUACUUGCCGGCGCCUCAGCGCUCGUCGGCGCUCUCUGUACCGUCGGUGCAGUCGCCGGAUCCAUUCAUCGCCGCAACUCCGCACUCAAAAGAGAGAAAAAUGGAAAGCUGUGUGGAGCAUGCAAAGGAAGUGGCUAUUACUCAUGCAAGUUAUGCAAAUCAAAGGGUACAAUACAAUGGUCGCCCCUUUAUGAUCCAGUGGUGAUUAACCCAUGUGUUUGUCCCACUUGUGAGGGAAACAAGGUUCAAAAAUGUCUCAACUGUUUGGGCUUUGGCCUUGUGUAGCAAACUCUUUGAGGAUGCCAGGUGCAUUCCACGUUGAAUAUCUAUCUUUUAUUAGAUCAUUGUGUGUGAUAUGGUGCCAUGUUGGACUCGUAAGGACUUACAGAGUAGUACUUGUAGUCGGGGUUAAAUCUUUGCUCUUGAGUUGGCUUUUGAGGUGAACUAUGCUGUCGAUAUGGGACUUGGUUCAAUGGUUCCAAUGUCCUUUAUCAUGCUUUGCUCACAAUCUCUUUAGCAAAACCAGUAAAGUAAAACAUACGAAGUAGUCAAAUUUUACUAUGUUUUUCAAAUAAAUUGAAUUGAGAAUAACUUCAUGUAUUCAAACAUUUUACAUGAAAAUAGGCCGAGUAAAACGAAAUGAAUGAAGUAUAUAUGUUUUUCUUUUGAAUGCUUCUUUUAUCUACUCGGGUAAUUGUUUUGCAGAAGUCAUGAAUUAGGGCAAAAAAUAUUGCACAUCCCGUUUUCGACGAUUGGCUGAUUCCUCAGUGUAUCUCUAAAAAAGGAAUCGUUUCUUU